This is a messenger RNA of Anisakis simplex (herring worm), 594 nucleotides long. The record is from the annotation of a GenBank genome assembly. NCBI's taxonomy places the organism in Eukaryota, Metazoa, Nematoda, Chromadorea, Rhabditida, Anisakidae.
AUGGACGACAGUUCAGCGAAGAAAAAGAAGGCUCCGGCUGCGAAAAAAACCACCAAGGCUUCAGGUUCAGGCGAUAAACCUGCGAAAGCACCGGCAAAACCUCGUGCGAAUUCGAAGAAAAAAGAAGGCAACUCAUCAAUGAAUGGACGUGCCGAAAACGGUAGUGCGGCAAAAGAGAAUGGUAGUGCUGCGGAAGAUCCGUUGGAGAUAUUCACAGAUAUUGAUAAGCAAUCGAAGAACUCGCGGCUGAGUAUCGAGCGAAUCUAUCAGAAGAAGAGUCAACUGGAGCACAUUCUGCUCCGACCAGACACCUACAUUGGUUCAGUGGAACGAACCGAUAAAGCGCCAAUGUGGGUGUACGAUGCCGAGCAGGAACGUAUCGUACAACGCGACAUCACCUACGUACCGGGUCUCUUCAAGAUAUUCGACGAAAUACUCGUGAAUGCGGCCGACAAUAAGCAAAGAGACCCAAAAAUGAAUCUCAUCAAAGUUACCAUCGAUAAGUUGGUUCUAUUUUAUCAUUUUGAUUACCGUCAUAUAGCGAACAAAGUGAUCAUUCAAAGCGAUUGUUUAAGAUUAAGAUUAACAUUCUGA